ACCGUUACCCGGCAACCUCUUUUAGAGACUUAACAUAAAGGAAUCGGUCUGUUGCUAAGUAACAGGGUAAAACAGGGCAACCCGGCUGUUUUUAUAUACUUUAUAUUAAUACAAAGUAAAAGUAAUCAGUCUAUUUCGUUGUCCCUGCAGAGUCUAAACAACAUGGAUUCGGACUCUUCUUCCAUGGAUGAGGAGUUCCUGCAGGAAGCUUUAGUUGAACAACUCACUGAAAAUGAAAAACGGGCCCUACACAAAUACAGUCUUGAGAGUCUUCACCAUAGUGAAUUCAUCACUUUGGUCUUAGAAUUCAAAGACAUCAUGAAGAUGGACUUCAUACAUGAUUUUACAUCUUUGGUAAGACUGGAUCUUAAUAACAACCUCAUAGAGAAGAUCUGGGGCCUGGACCAUCUGACUAAUCUGACCUGGCUUAAUCUGUCGUGUAACAGGAUCAAGAACAUUGAGGGUCUGGAGUCCCUGAAGAAGCUUGAACUGCUGAAUUUGGCCUACAACCAAAUCUCUCUCCUUAACAACAUGGAUACACUUGAGAACCUCAGUCACUUCUUCAUUUCAAAAAACCUCAUCAGACGGACAGACACUCUGCUCUACCUCAGGAGGUUUAAAAGCUUGUUCAAGCUCUCCAUCGCUGGAAAUCCUUUGACAGAGAAGGACGAUCGCUCGCUUUAUGUUGCUGCCUUCUUCCCAAAUGUGACCCUCUUAGACAACAUUUUAAUCGGUCAAAAGAUGAGAGAUGAAGCCAUCAUAAAAUACCAAAUUGAACUUAAGAAAUUUAGACCCGAAGAGUUGCAGGCGCAAAACCAGGAUGCAUCUGUUAACAAUAUUGUACAAAGUUCAUUUCACAGCAAGGUAAACGACGAUACAAAGGCAACAGAGCCACACUGCCUUCCAGGAGUGGCUCAGAUGCCUCAGACAGCUGAGAGCCCAAUUUUUGAGCUGUGCUCACAGAUAUUUCCUGUAGACUCAGCUGAGCACAAACAAAUGGAGGCAGAGCUGAACUCUUUCUUCUCUGGUCAGAUUGAGACUGAGACUUACUACCAGCAGAGGGCGUCACAGAUUCUAGCAGACUUUGAUAAGCCGGACAUACAGAGGAGAAUCGAAAUAAAGAAGCUAGAAGACCCAGAGCUAAAAAAGAUCAAAAUCAACAAAGGCAGUGAUGAAAUCUCACAGCUCUGUGAAAGCCUCUUGAAUAUGGAGUUUGAGUUGGUUGGAAAUCUAGACUGCAACAUCAAACUCCUCGAAAGCAGCAUCUCAGAGAUAGUGUUUACAAGCAAAGAUUCAGCCAGCCAUAAUGACCUCCUUGAGACAAUCAAUGAAACAGAAAAUCAGGUUACACGAGUUAAUGACUCGAAAGCAGCUCUCAUUAAAGAGCUUCAGGAUAAAGAGGAACAGAGGAACCGAGUCCGCAUCUCAGACAUUCACCGAUAUGUCGACUAUUUGAGGAAACAACUAAAGGACUUGGAUUGAUAUUAUUACAAGAUUUCAUUGCACCAGAGAAGAAAUGUAUCUUACAAUCUCUGCACUGCUACAAUAUUUAGCAAAUAAGUAAUAAUAGCAUUGGUCCAUUUAUUUUUCCCUGUUUUUAGCUAAAAAAUGUGUUAUUACAGAUACAGACCCUUGCAAGUGUUUGGGAUAGACCAAUGUGUUUGGGGCAUAUUUUUGAAGUCAAAGAAAAUUCUACGGGGUUUUUUUCAUUAUUUUUAAACAACAAACUGAAACUGUGGCAUGCAAAUUCAGCACCCUGUGCUCUGAUACCACUAAAUAAAACAUUUGGUCCA
Molecule: messenger RNA, 1793 nt
Organism: Girardinichthys multiradiatus
Lineage: Eukaryota; Metazoa; Chordata; Actinopteri; Cyprinodontiformes; Goodeidae
Product: dynein regulatory complex subunit 3-like
Exons: 13
Coding region: 163-1482 (439 amino acids)
Molecular function (GO): protein binding
Source: RefSeq, a predicted model, not a curated record